AUGGACAGAUUUAAUGUGAUGGCAGGCGAUACAGACCUGUUGUCGGAUCGCUCUGAUAAAUUGUGUGCUAUUUGUUCAUCCAGCAUAAGAAAAAGUGGUGUAAAGUGUGCAAAUGAUAAAUGUGAUGUUGUAAUUCAUACCAAGUGUUUUGAAGCAGUUGCAAAGGUGUUUUUAGCAGAUAGAUGGGAGUGGCAAUGUAAGUCAUGUCUACUUAAUAAUGAUGGUCAUUCUAAAUCGGACAAUUUGCCCGACCUUAAACAAAAAGUAAUAUUUCUUGAAUAUAUAAAACGAGAAAAUAAAAACUUAAACGAUCUCAUUGAAGAACUAAAAUUAAAUAAUAAUCUACUAAAAGAUAAAAUCAACUCAUUCGAGAAACAUGCCGCACCGAUGUCGAACUUUUUUGCUCCUAGUACGAACAGUUCUGCUUUUUACAGCGAUGUUGCAAAAAAACCAGUGACUAAUUCUCAAUUACCUUCUUCUAGUCUGAUAAUAAAAAGUACUAAUAAAGGAAACUUCAAAACUGAUAAUAUAUUAGAAGAUAUUCAAAAACAUAUUAACCCAGUUAAUUUAAAUGUAUGCAUAAAUAAUACGAAGAAAACGAAAAAUGGUUUAGUGAUUAAUUGUAAUAAUGAAUCGUCCCUAGAAAAAUUAAAAGUGUUAAUUAAUAAAGAAUUCGGUUCCAAAUAUGCUGCUAGUGUCCCUACGAAAUUUAAUCCACGCCUAAUUAUUAAAAACGUGGACGUAGAUGAAAAAGUUUCUCAUGAAGAAAUUGCUGAUAAUAUUUUCUCCCUAAAUGAAGUGGAUACAUUCACAGCUUCGGAUCUUAAAAUACUCUUAGCCAAAUCUCCACAAAUCUGUUUGCCAAAUUGCACCUUAGCCCCACAACAAUAUGCAUUCAGUGCUACUUCAGAAAUCCCACUUCUGAAAAUUCCAACUACCACUAUAACGUCUACAGUUCCCAAAGCUAACUGCUGGGCCUGGUUCCAGCCAUUACCAGUUAAGAGUUAA
This is a messenger RNA of Psylliodes chrysocephalus, 1008 nucleotides long. The record is from the annotation of a GenBank genome assembly. NCBI's taxonomy places the organism in Eukaryota, Metazoa, Arthropoda, Insecta, Coleoptera, Chrysomelidae.